UGUUGCCGCCGGUCGCUGGAGACUGCUCCGUGCCGUGGUCCCAUAGCGUGAUGAAGUUCGUAGUUUUGGUGUUUCGCGUGGCCCUACUUGUAUAUUAGUUAGCCUUUUCCUUUUCAGCGCGGUGCAAUCGAACUAGGUAGAAGCAAUUUCUGCAUAGCGCGACAUUCAAAUAGCAUCGCCAGUUUCUUCACGGUGUUUACGUCAAGCGGCAUUCGUCUUUAGAGAUCGGCCAGCCAGUUGCACACGAGCUUGCUGCCUGAUGCAACGUCCUGUCGCCUCACGAGACGUUACAAGCCACAAUCAAAUUGUCUCUGUGGUCAGUAGUGUUCGCGAUAAGCUGAUAGAGACGUCGUUGUCGCCGCUGGUGCGCGGUGUUGAAACGGAAAUCUUGCUCUCUUCGUCAGCUACGGUAUAGAAAUUGGGAUUUCUGGCAGGGAGCCGCAAAAGACACCGAUGGCGACCAAGGUGUUCCGCGCAGUCAUCAUGGGUCCGCCGGGAUCGGGCAAAGGCACGAUAUCCGAAUGGAUCGUGAGAGACUUCGCGCUCAAGUACCUCUCUUGCGGAGAACUGAUGCGCCAGAACGUGCGGAACAAGACGCCGCUGGGCCUGGAGAUGGCACCCUAUAUGGAGAAGGGGAACCUGGUACCGGAUGAGGUGGUCACGAAGCUUAUCCUCCACGAGGUCAACAACACUUACAAAAACGAUCAUUGGCUGCUUGAUGGUUUUCCUCGUACUGUGCCGCAGGCAGAAGCUCUUUAUAAGGACACGGCUCUGUCUUGUGUGCUCAAUCUGGCCGUGCCUGAGGAAGAAAUCACGAAGCGAAUCGAGGGCCGCUGGAUACACGCUGCCAGCGGUCGGACGUACCACACGGAAUUCAACCCUCCCAAGGUGCCCUUCAAGGACGACGUCACUGGAGAGCCACUCGAGCAGCGGGCCGACGACAAACCGGCUACGGUACGAGCUCGUCUGGCAACCUACCGCGCCCAAACUGAGCCCCUGCUGGCCUACUACGACAAGAAAGGCCUCCUGCACGAGUUCCACGGCACAAAGUCCAAGGAGAUCUGGCCGCACGUGUACAAGUACCUCAGCAGCCUUCGCAAGCCUGUCCGUGCUCUGAGCAUAGAUUGAAGGAGUGUGCCGCGUGUGGUCGCCAUCACUGGCAGCACACCACGCCACGAUAUCGGCUGGUUGCUCCUUCAAAGCGAAUCAAGGUGCUGAAUCGACGGACAGGCUUACGGCAUGCAUGCAUUCCUAAGUACCAUUCCUUUUUGGAAAAUGAAAGGACUGGUAUUAGUUAUAUACUAAAAAGGCUGUAAACGAGCGUCCAGCUAAAGAUCACUGAAAGAAAUACCUUGGUCGGAACACCUGACUCUAAAAUAUACAAGUUGUUUCAAAGAGACCCUUAAACAGCUUUGAAAAUUUUAUAUAAAUGGAUUAGGCUAGUAAGGCAAGUCCUAAGAGUGAUUUGCAGACUGAUUUAAGUUUUCUGCAUCAACUGUGUAAUUUAUUAUAGUACAAGACUUCGAACAUACAAAUGGCUGCAGAUCGCAGUGGCUUGGCCAAACAAGGUUUCACCUUUGGGCAUCGUACUUAUGUAGUGUUGUUCCUCUUACGUAGCACCAGUGACCAAUCGGGAUGGAUGCGUCUACUCUGCGUCACUAAACCUGCAGUGGGCAGCGAGCAUCAUCUGCCUGUGUUAGAAUGCCCUCCUUGUUGAUAUGAGCUGCACGAUAUUUAUCUCGGGAUGUCUUUACUCAGACACUAUGAAUUCCACCAGCUGAGUUGUAUGCACAAAUCUAGCGAUUGGUGACUUGUAAAGCUGCAACACCGUACAAGCAUCAUAAGGUAAACGGCAAGCAGUCGCUGCAGCUCUUCGGGGCAGUAAGCAUAGGGCUCUCGCUAUAUGACCAACCCCAAGGUCCACACGUCUGCAGCUGUAGCUUCGCCCCUCAAGACAUAGCCGAAUUGCCCUAGUUUGGGCUUAUUGGCGGUUGUUUUGAAAUACUUUUUGUUUAUCAACAUGCCUUCGCAAGUUGUUCCCCUACAGGAGACUAAAUAACGAUGGCUGGUGGCGCAGGGCCACCUGACGGAGCAAAUCUAAACCACGCCACGCUCUUAGCCUUUGUUGCCGAACAGUGAACACUGUUAGGUGUGCCCUGUGGGCUUGUCCCAUCAAGUGCGCCGCUGUUGCCAGUGACGCCUGGCUGUUCCAUGAUAUGAGGCAAAGCAGUGGCAAGAAGGGUAUAACUGUAAUUACCCAUAAAUGCCUUGAUACAUGGUGUCACUCAACUCGCUGUGCAAAUGAUUUGACGAUACUGUAGCCAAAAUGCUGACAAGGUUUGAAGAACCGUUUCAGGGUCUUUUUUAGAUAAUAUAUCUGAUAAGCCUGACAUAUAAGGAUCUUAGUUCAAUCCCUGCAAGUUGGCGAUAUUGCUGUCAUUGGAUGUUGGCUAAGCCGGUAGAGGCAGCAUAACAAAAUUGUGAGUGUACUCCCACUUUAUCAGUACUAUCUUUAUUUUUUGUACUGCAGGAGCGCUUACAGUAUGACCAUUGCUUUGGAAGGAGUGAAAUUGAUAGAAAAUGGUGGUGUUCUCAGAAAUAUUUGGCUGAGAAUGCAGCUUCAGUACUGGUCUGUUUAGCUUAAAUACUUGAAGUGUAAGGAUGUACGCAACAAGAAAAACAACCUUAAAAGGUGGUUGCUGUGAUUUGACAAUACAUAAAUAUUUGCGAGUAGGCUACCUGAAACGGAUUAAUAGUCUUGCCAAGAACUCUCACAGACUAUAGUAGACUCUCAUUAAAAGGAACCUGAAGGGACCAGGGAAAUAUGUUCCAUCUAACAGGAAUACCGUUUACUGAGAGACCAGCAGGGGUGCAGCAUACAAUUAUGGAACCAAUCACAUGAAAGACAGUUUUUUGAUUUAUGCAGCAGUUUCGUUUAACAGAUUACCGUUUAGUGAGAGUCUACUAUACUUUUCUAGCUCUGCACACAUUUCACCAUUCUUGCUCCAGUAAAAGCACAAAAACACCACAAAGGCAUUUGAAAAGAUUACUGCGAGAAAGUCAUGCCUUGUACUUACCAGACGUCCUACACGCGGUUACUCGGAAACCUGCCAUAGGGCAAGCUUUGUGGUGGAAAGAGAGAAUGGAAGACAAAUAAAAAUUUGGAUUGGGGAUUAGCAUUGGAUGGAAAUAUUAUAUUGUUCGGCUAGUUUCUGGCCGAGCUUAUACGGUUUGAAAAGAUGCCUUCUUGCAGGACGUGCAGUAACAUUUUUGCGAGUUCUCCGUUGUGAUGUGUGGCAGUGAACGAUGAAGGGCCUGUCUCAGGUUCAUAUCACUGGCGGUGAUUAGCAUUGGAUGGAAACAUUAUAUUGUUCUGCUAGUUUCUGGCCGAGGUUAUUCGGUUUGAAAAUAUGCCUGCUUGCCGAUGUGCAGUAACAUUUGUGCGAGUUCUCCGUUGUGACGUGUGGCAGUGAACGAUGAAGGGCCUGUCUCAGGUUUAUAUCACUGGCUACUUAUCUGUGGAUAACAUUGUUAAAUCAUAUCGCCUGCCUAAAUUUCGUUUUGCACAUUUCAUUUUAUUCAUAUUCUGCAAUAUCUGGUAAGUUCUGCAUUACGACACCCCUUCAAGUUCCUCCUUUUCUUGGAAGUUACCACUAAUGUUGUGAAACAUGUCGGGAGUUCUUGCUUUUUUUUUCUCAACUGAUACCUGCAAGAAAAUGGCACAGUUACUAGGUUGGCAUAGUUACUGCUUGAAAUUGAAUGCUGCAAACCUUUAAUGUUGACUUAUCAGUUCAACUUGUGCAUAACGUGUUUAUAACUUACAUGGUUAGCUGUUCUGUUGUGACCUUUCUGCUUUUUAAUUGAAGCAAUGUCAUGAUUUAACGAAUUCUGAAGUCUACGCUGUGUGUUUAUCAAUAAGUUCAGUCUACUUCACCUGUUAAUCAUUGCCUUUUUGCUUGGCCUAAAUGUGGCAAUCAGUAUUUUCGAAAUGUUAACUUCCAGUUAUGCAUGAGCAACGAAUGUAGUUAUUAUUGCUGUGAGCGUAAGUUAUGAAUAGUCAACUUUUACAGGAAACUCACGUGCUGAAUUUUUCUACAGGAUCUUACGCAGUGCAUUGUAAUAAUGCAUUCAAGUGUGUUUCACAUCGUGUUAUAGAAUAGGUUCA
Messenger RNA from Rhipicephalus microplus (southern cattle tick), 4165 nucleotides. It is a transcript of the gene Ak3, whose product is annotated as Adenylate kinase 3. The record is from RefSeq and is a predicted model, not a curated record. Gene Ontology annotation, cellular component: mitochondrion. NCBI's taxonomy places the organism in Eukaryota, Metazoa, Arthropoda, Arachnida, Ixodida, Ixodidae. Gene Ontology annotation, biological process: nucleobase-containing compound metabolic process. Gene Ontology annotation, molecular function: ATP binding; AMP kinase activity.